Messenger RNA from Aspergillus puulaauensis, 3351 nucleotides. RefSeq names its product putative ubiquitin conjugating enzyme. The transcript has 2 exons. Gene Ontology annotation, molecular function: NAD+ poly-ADP-ribosyltransferase activity. The record is from RefSeq and is a predicted model, not a curated record. Bases 1 to 3351 code for a protein of 1116 amino acids. NCBI's taxonomy places the organism in Eukaryota, Fungi, Ascomycota, Eurotiomycetes, Eurotiales, Aspergillaceae.
AUGCCCCGGAAGGACUUCCAGAGAGAUCUCACCGAAGUCUGCCUUCCGGGUACCUUUCCGCGGGUGUCUGACGUCAGAUCCGGAAGCGAAGAUGGAUCGAUCUACUUUACCUACACCCCUCUAGCUGGCGAUUAUCAUUCGGUUGACGUUGAAGUCUCCGUUCCAGACACCGCGAAAUACCCCAAGGAUCACCAUUACUUCGUGUUCACGGUCUCAGAAAAUGUCCCCCAAUCUGUCUCGCGUAUUUUGGAGGACUCACUGCCCACUUUCCACGGUCUCCCUCUAGGGGACUUCCUGGAGACGGUCUCGGAAUGCUUGGACAAGGCAACUUCGCCUGAUGGCAGUGUGUCGGACUCAGUGCUACUGGACAGCAAUCCUAGUGAUACUGAGGAAGAAAACGACCCGAUGGACUGGGAGGAUGAGGAGGAAGAUAUCGAAGUAGCGUUCAAAGUAGGAGAGUCAAUCCCCGGCAUACACGAUUGUAUCCGCUCCGACCUUCGCAAAGCACGCCAGGCUGGCUUCCGGGUGGGCAUCCUGGGUGAGCUGGAUGGGGCUGUCAUUUUAUCUGCCUCCCGCCGAAUCUCGAAGCUGGGAAUCUCCAAUGAAGCUAUGGAAGCUUGGGGUGUCCGUCCUACUGAUUACCUUGUUCUUCUUGUUCGUUAUCCGUACGGUUACCGCCGCUUACCAGAUGUGGUACUCUCUGCAGGAACCAGCUCGACGAUUCAGUUGUACGUUGGGGUCUGUGAGCAAUACAAACCUAGUUUGAACUCGGCCCGUCACGUAUUCACGACUGGGGUAGUGCCUGGGUUGGAAGAUACAGAUAAAGUGGACAUGGAGCCGGCAUUAGGGUCUAUCCUUAUUGGAAAGUCUCUUCAGUCGUUACUAAAGGAUCGGUUUACAAUGAUUCUCAAAUACCGGUUGGAGAAUGGCUUUUCAUGGACGGGGGCAGAGCUAUACUUGAACGAUGGCCAAGGAAGACUAUUGCAUGCCUAUGAAAAGAGCCACUCAAAAUACUUUGAGCCGGAGACCUGGCGUGUGCCACCACCUGAUUUCUUGAAGGACGAUCAUCUCGCACAAGGUGGGCCGCCGUCUGAGAUGUCUUUGCUUCUGAUCGCUAUGCAGUUCACGCUUCGCCGUUUUGUGAAAUGCACCGAGUUCUGCCUCAACUGUUAUUGCAAGAUCGACGCUGGGUUCGAGGCUCUCAAGCCGUUUGUGUGCUCAAACGGACUGUGCUUGUAUCAGUACAUGUCUUUGGGGAUGGGACCCAGUCUGGAAUGGGAAAUAUCAUCACAACCAUACGUGGCCGACCUGCUUAUAAGUUUUGCCUAUACCAGAAUCGCGGGAAACAAACUCCAAAAUUUUCCAACUGGUUUCCCGCUGAAGGUUCCUCAUCCAGGUCGAACUGCAAUUAAUCCCGCCAAUUUCUCUUCCACUGCCUAUCGUGGGAAACUCUCGUAUGACGCACUGGGAUCGCGCCUUUGUAUUUACAGCAGUUGUGAUAUCAGGGUAGGCGAUUGGAUCGUAAUUCUGGUGGAUUAUGUGACCUCUGAUCAAGCCGAGAUACGGAAUAGGCAAGAAUUGCAUGCGCGUGUGAAGAAUACCGCGGAUAAGUCGAAUGUCGUCCUUGGGGACCUGAUUGUUUGCGGGCAGCGGCAAAGUUUCUUUCAGUUACUAAAAGAUGCCCAAGACGGACCGGUGCACUUUGUGAUCUAUGAUACGGAUCUUGCUUCCCUUCCUGACGUUCCAAGGACAAAUGCAUUGAUGGACCUUUUGGGCACACUGCCUACCGUAUCAGAAAUGAAAGCCUGGAUUGACCAGAAGAAAGGCGGUCAUCUUAGACCCCUUUCCGAGUGGCACGAUAGGAUACACAUGUCGGCUCUGUAUGUGCUCCAAUGGAUUAUCGGAUCCAACCGCUCAGUUAUAUUGUUUGACGAUGACCCGCAAAACCAAGUGUUGGGCAUGGAAUCAUACAUGCAGUUCAGGUUCGCCCAAGGUGCCCCAGACAAGGAGCAGCGGUUUGUGAAGGCCGUAAACACAACUGCUUCGCGAUUAAACCUACAGUACUCAACGCUCUUCGCCUGGCAUGGAAGCCUCUUGUAUAACUGGCACAGCAUCGUUAGGGAGGGCCUCCAUUACAGGAACACCAUGAACGGCCGAAGCUAUGGACAUGGAAUAUACAUGACUCCAAACUUUAAUACUUCGAUUGGCUAUUGUAGGAACUACAGGGAUGGAGGGGCAGUAUCAAUUUACUGGCCUAAGAGCGAGUUGAAUUGCACAAUGGCUAUAUCCUUGAACGAGGUGGUCAACGCCCCGGCCGAGUUCACGUCAAGGGAUCCUCACUAUGUGGUGCAGCAUGUGGACUGGGUCCAGCCUAGAUAUCUUUUCAUUGAUUGCGGGCAGUCCAUGCUGGACCGGGUCAAGCGACAGAAGUUCGAGAAAUUAACCCACGUUUAUGCGCAGGAUCCUGACCGUAAAGUCUUCGGACCCAGAGGGGCUCUAACUAUCCCGAUUUCCGCCACAAACAGUCACCGGUCUAGGGAUUCGCUAGAGGCACCCUCGAGUGAUGACUCCAAGUCCGUCAUCAAGAAUGGGAAACGGAAAAAGUCCAGUGUCGAUCACGAUGCACCCGAAGAUGACGAUGAUGCGGCCAGCGUGACAACCCUCCCAGAGGACCGGCAGGUGUUGCUAUCCGACGACGAGUCAACCCCCCGUAAGCAAAGCAAGCUGUCAGUCACCUCUUUCCAGCCGAACACCCUCGAUAUAUCUUCCAUCCAGCUACUUGGCGAGCCAGCGUACGCAACAUCACGGGCAACGAAGACCCUUCAAAAGGUGCUCCGCCAGGCCCUCGACACACAGGACAAACAACCGUUACACGAACUAGGCUGGUACAUCAACGCCAACCACAUUGACAACGUCUACCAAUGGAUCGUCGAACUCCAUAGUUUCGACAAGAACCUCCAAAUGGCGCGUGACCUCGAAAAUGCCGGGCUGAACAGCAUCGUCAUGGAAAUGCGCUUCCCCCCUGAGUUCCCCUUGUCGCCGCCAUUCCUUCGAAUCAUCAAACCGCGUUUCGUCAGAUUCACCGAGGGCGGCGGCGGACACAUCACCGCAGGCGGUGCAAUGUGCAUGGAACUCCUCACGACGUCGGGCUGGCUCCCUGCGUUCUCGAUCGAGAGUGUCCUCUUGCAGGUUCGACUGGCUAUCACGAAUGAAUUGCCCCGGCCAGCUAGAUUGGAUUUUAACUCUAGACGCACGGAGUAUGCGAUUGGGGAGGCUAUUCAUGAGUACAAGAGAGUGUGUAUUGCUCAUAACUGGGCGAUUCCGAAGGAUCUUGACAAGAUUGGGUGGUAG